AUGUCAGACGAUAGAGCCCCUCCUCCAACUCCACCACGACCACCCCGUCCCCCGCCUCCUCCGCCUCCUCCACCCGAGACCCCCGAUUCCAAAGUCUCGCCAAUCGUCGGACGGACUGCUCCAACGCCGUUUCUGCAGUCGACACCCGCAUCCUCCUCCGCAACCCCCGCCCCAACAGGACCGUACUUUUUCUACGGCACUCUCUCCGAACCGUCGCUGCUAUCCGAGAUCCUAAAACUCGAUACCGUCCCUCAUCUCCGUCCGGCACGGAUAACAGGGUACGCGGUCAGGAUGUGGGGUGCGUAUCCGGCUUUAGUGUCCGUGCACAAGCAAAACGACGACUCGGCGUUCGAAUCAGAUGGGGAUCCGGAUUCUGUUGUUACUGGCUUCGUCUACCGCGUUGAGACGGUUCAGCAUGCGGAACGGCUGGCGCUGUAUGACGCUAGAAACUAUCGGCCCGAACCGUGCCUUAUUACAUACGCUGAUGCGUACGGGGAUUGGAAGGAGUUAGUUGAGGAACGGGAGCUGGGAUGGGUCUUUAGAUUCGUCGGCGAUCACCACGAGCUCAGCCAUGGUGAUUUAGAUCCGGGGACCUUGGCUGACGGGGAUGGACGGAGUCCUGCGACGAGGACUGAGCCGAAUGAUACGAUCACGACGGGCGAGGUUGAUGGCGGUGCGGGCUCCCUUAGUUCCAUUAUGGCGCGGCUGGGCAGGAUGCAGGAGAUUGAUAGCGGUGGUGAGAUUACGGCGGCGAUAGGGGAUAUGAGGAGGAUUCUGCGGAGGGCUAUUGAGGAUGUUGAGAGGCUUGCGAGUGUGGAGGGGGAAGAACGGGAGGAGGAACGCAGAUGA
This is a messenger RNA of Aspergillus mulundensis, 849 nucleotides long. Its product is annotated as gamma-glutamylcyclotransferase family protein. Lineage: Eukaryota; Fungi; Ascomycota; Eurotiomycetes; Eurotiales; Aspergillaceae. The coding region runs from base 1 to 849 and encodes 282 amino acids. The transcript has a single exon. The record is from RefSeq and is a predicted model, not a curated record.